This is a messenger RNA of Fundulus heteroclitus (mummichog), 2082 nucleotides long. RefSeq names its product occludin b (gene oclnb). Gene Ontology annotation, cellular component: bicellular tight junction; cytoplasmic vesicle; apical plasma membrane. The transcript is spliced from 9 exons. The record is from RefSeq and is a predicted model, not a curated record. Bases 183 to 1628 code for a protein of 481 amino acids. Lineage: Eukaryota; Metazoa; Chordata; Actinopteri; Cyprinodontiformes; Fundulidae. Gene Ontology annotation, biological process: bicellular tight junction assembly.
GCACACCUGUAGAGGCCAGCCUUGGAGUCCCUGUACACGGGGCGUGGAUGGAUGAAGGUGCGCGCAUGUUUGGAUUGUUCUUCGCGGGUGACGCCAGUCUGUUGUUCAGGAUCAGCUUCAUCACAAGAUCACCAGAAUCAAUUCUGUUUUCCAAGAAGUUUUAGAGCCAACAUAAUUCCAGGAUGCCAAGCCACAGGCACAGCCACCCUCUUUACCCACCAAGUGGAAGCAAACACAAACACAGGCACAGUGAGCUCAUGUCAAACCCAACCUUCUCCAACUAUCAAGAAAACAAAAAGCUUCACUUCUAUCUCUGGACAUCUCCACCAGGUGUGAUGAAGAUACUUUGCCUCAUCAUCAUCAUCAUGUGUGUGGCCAUCUUUGCCUGUGUGGCCUCAACUCUGGCAUGGGACUACGACAUGGGGAUGAUGGGAGGUGGAGCUAGCCUAAUCCCGGGUGUAGGUGGCGCUUACGGCAGCAGCUAUGGAGGCGCUUACAGUGGCAGUUACAGUGGCAGUUAUGGCGGGGCUUAUGGGUCUGGUCUUGGCGGCAGUUCCAAUGGCUAUGGUUACGGAGGAACGCAAAUUGAUCCCAAGUCUGGGAAAGGCUUCAUCAUGGCCAUUUCUGCGAUUACUUUCAUAGCCAUGCUGAUCAUAUUUAUUUUGGUGAUUUCAAGGCAAAAUGCGUCCCGUUCUUCAAAGUUCUACCUGGCAUCCAUUAUCAUCUGUGCCAUUUUGGCAUUUCUGAUGAUUAUUUCCACCAUUGUCUACCUGGUCUCAGUGAACCCGACAGCACAAUCCUCGGGGUCUAUGUUAUACAACCAGGUCAUCCAGUUAUGUGCACAAUUCCAGACACAGACCCAGGCCCAGGCCCAAGGUCUCUUCAUCAACCAGUACCUUUACCAUUACUGUGUGGUGGAGCCCCAAGAGGCCAUAGCAAUUGUCUUUGGCUUCCUGGUGUUUGUUGCCCUCAUCAUCUUACUGGUGUUUGCUGUCAAGACUCGCUCACUGAUCCAGCAUUGGGGCAAGGAGCGAAUUCUCUGGGAGGAAGUGAAGACUGUUAACUAUGGUCACCAUAACAGUGUUGGAGAGUGGGUGAAAAAUGUGUCAGGUGAACCAGAGGUGUUGGUUAAUGACCCCAACGAUAGAGUUGGGGGUUCAAGAGACUACCUUGACAAGCCGGACUACAACAAGCCACUCUACCUUCCAGGAGACUCUGACAUAAGCAGCUUUGUGGGAGGCUCUAAGAUCAGGCAGAAGGAAUAUGAUGCUGGCUUUGAGUCUGGAGAUGACUUGGAAGAAGAAGAUUUCAGCGUUUUGUUUCCUUCCAUUAUGGAUGAGCAUGAGCGCCUAAGUUACAAAAGAGAGUUUGACCGGGACCAUCUUGAGUACAAGAGCCUGCAAAGUGAGCUAGAUAGCAUCAACCAGGACCUGGCUGAUCUGGAAGGAGACCUGGACAGGCACUCUGAGGGGAGCCCCCAGUUCCUGGAUGCCCUAAAUGAAUAUACCCGAAUCAAAAACUUCAAAAAGUCUCCAGAUUACCAGAUGAAGAAGAGGAGAUGCAAAUAUCUGAAAUCCAAACUGUCACACAUCAAGAGCAAGAUCAGUGAAUACGACCGCCGCCCAUGAACCUUCUUCUGUGACGCAUAUUAAUGAAUACUUGUAUAAAGGAUGUCUUAACCAAGACAGUCACUAUAUUCCCAAGAGCAGAAUUGACUAAAAACUGGAUUUUGUAUUUCUGCAUGAAGAAUAUUUUCUGAGUGCAGUUCUUGUGUAUAAAAUCUACUGUAUUUAGCUUUUAAUCUGGAUUUACACAUUGAGUUCUUUUUAUUAAUUUUCAUGGAGUGAUGCUCUCUUUAUAAUAUAAAGCAGAUCUUAUAGUUUUUAGCAAAGUAAAGCUUUGAGGCAUAAAUCAUAUUUGUAAUCCUUGUCCAUAUGUGCAUGCUUUCAAUUUAAGAUGAUUUGUAACAGUAUUUUAGUUAGACAGACAUCAGUGACAGAGAGGCAGAUGUUUGGGGAUAUUGAUGUAUCUCUGGCCUAUCAAGUGUUUUCCUUGCUGUAAUAAAUUUAAUUGUAUACCAUU